Molecule: messenger RNA, 3177 nt
Organism: Sporisorium graminicola
Lineage: Eukaryota; Fungi; Basidiomycota; Ustilaginomycetes; Ustilaginales; Ustilaginaceae
Exons: 2
Coding region: 1-3177 (1058 amino acids)
Biological process (GO): sister chromatid cohesion
Cellular component (GO): cohesin complex; nucleus; chromatin
Molecular function (GO): chromatin binding
Source: RefSeq, a predicted model, not a curated record
AUGGCGCGCACCACAUCGAGAAGGGCCGCUUCUGGCAGCCGUGCCGUCCAACCCACGCAGUCCGUCGGCGCGUCCAAAGACGUGAACGACUCGGAUGGCUCCUUGACGGACCUCUCUUCUGAGGGCGAGGAGAGCGACGCAGGUAAAGAAGAAGAGUCCGAUUCUGACGAGGAAAUGGACGAGGACGACGAUGAGAACGACGCCGACUUUGGCUCCAGUCGCAAGAAGAAGACGACGCCACGGCGUUCGGCUGCAAGAGCAACCAAGGCUAGAUCGGCAAACACCACACCCCGCGUUCGAAAGACAGCCGGCGGUGGCAGCAGGAAUGGCACCAACAAGACGCCACGCUCCACCAACAAGCGCUCUGGACCAUCCCGAACCCGAGCUGGUAUCACGACCUCUACUCCUUCCGCUGCUCGCUCUCGCACCGCUGCCAGCAGAGACGAGCUCCCCAUCAACGCGGACAACGACAUCUUUAAUGCGGUCAAAGACGCCAACUCAGCACUGCAGUCAAAUGCCGAGGAUUGGGUGGUGGCCUUCUCGGACCACCAAGGCCGCGCUAUGGCCGAACUUGUCAACUUUGUCAUCCGUGCCUGCGGCUGCAACGGCAGUGUCGACGAAAACCAAGUCAUCGACAUUGACAAUGUAGUCGACAACCUUGAAGAGCUGCAAGAGGUAUUUAAGAAGCAGCCCAUACCAUCGUAUCCCAUCGUCUCAAGGAGCAAGACCUUCAAGUCGUUCCGCAAAUCGCUCAAUGAGUUUCUCCACCGCUUGGUCAUGAGCGCAUACGACGCUGAGGUCUUGACCUCGGAUGGCUUCAUGGAGCCCUUCCAAGCCUGGGUCUCGGCCAUGUCCUCCUCCUCUCUGCGUUCCUUCCGCCACACAGCCACCGUCGUUGCGCUUUGGACCAUUUCGGCGCUCAACGAAGUUAAUGCACAGGCCACCAAGGACCUCUCCACCGCAACCAAGCAACGCGACGCCGAAAAGAAAAAGGCUCGCGCUGACAAGAGCCGCCUAAAGGACCUCGAGUCCAAGGUGCUUGAAUCGCGAAAGCUUCGAUCGCAACUCGAGGGAUACGUCAACGAGUUUAUCAAUUCGGUCUUUGUCCAUCGCUUCCGUGACUUCGACGCCGGCAUCCGAUCCGAGUGUGUCGAGGCGCUUGGGUCAUGGAUGAAAAAGUACCCCACACAAUACCUGCAGAGCUCCUACUUCCGCUACAUUGGCUGGGUGCUGUCCGAUGGCAACGCAAACGUCCGCUUGGCCGCCGUGCACGCCAUGACCGGCCUCUAUACCCGCGACAACUUUGUCAGCUCCAUCCGCAACUUUACCGAGAUUUUUAAGGGCCGUCUUGUGCAGAUGGCCACGAGCGAUGUAGAGCUCGGUGUUCGUAUCGCCGCCAUCAAUGUGCUCGUCAUGAUCGACAAGCACGACCUCCUUGAAGACGAACAGCGCGAUCUGCUGGCUACGCACAUUUUUGACGUCGAGCCGCGCAUCCGCAACGCUGUAGCCAGCUUCCUUGCUAAUAUCCUCGACGAGAAGGUCAGCGAAGGCACCAGCGCCCUCGGAAGCCUUUCCGCCGCUUCCAAGAAGAAGGGAAAACAGGCAGAGGAGCUGCAACAGGAGCAGGCAAAGCUCCGCUUCAAAUGUCUUGCAGAGCUUCUUGUCAGGUACGGCCACCGUCUUGAUACACAAGACUCGGACGCGUCGGCUAAUGGCACAGAGCGCGGGCUCUCUGACGAGCUCUCUGCCGUCAUCGACGGCGCCAAGGAGGGCCGGGUGGGAAUGGCGGUCGAGGCUCUGUGGGAUGCAGUCGAGGAGCUACAGCACUGGAAGCCGCUCAUCGAUCUGCUGUUGCUCGACCACUCUGCCCAAAAGGCUGGUGGCCAGCGCAAAGGCAGCGCAGCUGCCGAGAACGCUGCGCCCGCUGUCUACCGCCUCGAGACAGAGGAAGAAGCUACUUUGGUUGAAGCGCUCGUGGCCAUCCUGGGAAAGACGUACGCUGGCGCCGAGCUCGUCGACGAUCCCGAGGACAACACCAAGGAAGACGUGUCCCGGGCCAUGAUUUCGGCUCUGCCCAAGCUGCUGGCCAAGUACCGCACAGACGCGCCCCGCAUCGCAGACCUGUUGCUUUUGCCGCAAGUCAUGGAUCUUGAAGUUUACACUGAGCUUCAAGAGUCGGCCGCAUUCGAGGCGCUCUGGGACGACGUCUCCAACCAGAUCCAGCGUCACGUCGAGCCACUUGUGCUCAAGCAUGGCGUUCGGACGCUGCAAAGGAUGCUGGCAACGACGUCCCAAUCCACCGUCAACAACACCAAGCUGUCUGCGCUCGAAGAAGGGCUCGUCUCUUCGCUGCGAGAGACGGUCAGCGACCGAGACGUCGAGACGGCCGGCUUCAGCGAGGAUGAGGUGCACUUGCUCGCCGCCAACAUGCUUCGUCUGCACCUUGUGAGCCAGGUGGCCAACACCAGCGAUGCUCUCGAGGAUGAUGAAAAUGGACAGGCGACCAGCGGGUGGGAGAUCGUGCUUGGCAUUGCGGGUCGCGGCCGCUUGGCGUACAACGAGGAAGAGAGCCUGGUGCGCGAUGCAGCGGCGGUGCUGACACUGCAUAUCAUGUGGAAAACGCGGCAGGUGAUCAUGCCCGAGUCAAGCUCGCAGGCAGCAGUGGCAGAGGCUCUGCUGGCCAAGCGCAGUACGGUGCUGAGCCUGUUGGAAGAGUUUGUCGCCAGCACGCAGUCGCAAGCAUGUGUGGGCGUCCAACGUGUGGCCUUUGAGAAGCUGGCCACCAUCCAUAUGCUCUAUGCGGCCAUCCCGCAGCAGACUCCGAUUGCUGCUGUUUCUGCUGCUGUGGCAACGGGCGACGACUUUUCCGGAACAGCGGCCGAGGGAGACGUCUUGCAGCAUCGCUCUGGACCUCACCUUCCGGCCUUAUUGGCACUCACUUGCAGUGCUGACGUUCAGCAGCAUUGCACCUCGUUUGUUCAAGGCGAGAUUGAGCGCUACAUUGAAAAGGCCGGCGUGCUUGGUAAGGAGGCGAACAGCGCCGGUGCUGAUGCUUCCGACGAGGAUGGGAAUGACGGCGCGGACGACGACGGAAACGAAGACGAAGAUGAGGACAACGAGGACGAAGAAGAUGAUAUCGAGGCGACACCCAAGGCCAAUGGCACUCGAGCGUCCUAA